This is a messenger RNA of Daphnia carinata, 3654 nucleotides long. It is a transcript of the gene Hil, whose product is annotated as hillarin-like. The coding region runs from base 424 to 2853 and encodes 809 amino acids. The record is from RefSeq and is a predicted model, not a curated record. Lineage: Eukaryota; Metazoa; Arthropoda; Branchiopoda; Diplostraca; Daphniidae. The transcript is spliced from 10 exons.
GUUCAGUAACCGCCGCUCACCUUGAAAGAGUGGUCACACUGCAGCGAGUGCUCUCCGUGAGUGUACAAGUCCACGUUAGACAGACAACAAUUGGCCAUCUUUUUUUUUUCAUUUUUUUUGUGUUCAAUGUUUAUUGUGAAGUGUGCGUUGGUGUUUUUAUUCUCGUCGCAAGUCUUUCGUUGAAAACUAUAUUUCAACAUCAGUUUGCCGGUGCAUGAUGGCAGAUUGUUGUUACUAACUGCGACUGAAACGUGGACGAAAAGGCCUUGUGUGUGUGUUUUUUUUUUGUUUUUGCACUCGCCUUUUGCCAAGCAAAUUUUGUGAAGCCAGCUGACACCCGAGUGUGGUAAGAAGAGAUUGGAAGUAGUUAGAUUACAAGGAUUUUUGAACUCCUUUUUUUAACGCACCAACAAAAACGAGAAAAUGAUGAACUUUUACGAGAAUCUCUGUUUCCGGUGCGGUCAAACGGUGUACCAGGUGGACCGCGUCGGUCCGCUGAAGGACUUUACAUUCUUCCACCAGGGCUGUUUCAAGUGCUCGGCAUGCGGCACGAAACUGACGCUCAAGACGUAUUACAACAAUCAGGAUUCCAAUGACGACAAGGAGGUCUACUGCAUCAGCCACGUCCCCAAGAUCGGACCAGGUCACCUGGACGGUUCGGCCGUGGGAAUCCGCUCUGCCCUUAAUGUGCCCAAGUCGUUCAACUACGUCAACGAACAGAUUCGUGGAGGAGGCAAGGGUACAUUUGACGCCGAGGCGUUGGCCAUCAAGCCGCACCUAAACAACGGCCGUCAAAGCGGUGAGAACGGACAUUUCGCCGAACAUCAGUAUGGACGAUUCGAUGCUAGCGCUCUUCACAUCGCCCACGCCCUACGUGCCACCGAACUCCAGCGAAGUUACCGACGACCUAUUGAAAAGCCUCUCGACUCUUAUCUGGACAAAGACACCCAAGUUCGAUUGGAGAUGAAACACCGUAAGGAAGAGGACGACUUGUACCGAAAAUUUGCCCGCCAACGUGAAGAAGAGGAAUUUAAGUUCAAAGAAGAAUUUCGGGAAGAGUGGGAGAAGGAGCUGGAGAAGUUGACGUCACGGUUCGAGCGCGAGCUGGCCAACAAACGGAAAAAACCCGACGAGCAAAAAGUAUUGACUCUGAGACUGCAAAGGGAGCGCGAGGAUCUCGAAAAGAAUCUAACCGUCCGCCGUGACAAGAAGAAGGAGUCGCUCACCCGCAAACUCCUGGAACAUGAACGAGCGGCGACAGCAGCACUGGUGGAGAAGCAGAGCAAAGAGAUGAUGAACUUGAUCAACGAGAAACGCUCCGAGUUCAUGCGCGCCGAGAGCCUCUACAUCGACGAUGAUUACCAGACCGAGGAAUUGUUCCCUUACCCGAGCAACCCUCCUGCACCUCAACCACCCGGUGUGGCGAAAACUGACAUCUACCACGAUCCGCUCGUCUUUGCUGAUAUUGAUCAAAUCGCUAUUUCGGUGGCACAAGAAGAUCAGAAAACAUUCACAGACCUUGUACGCAUGUUGAUUGGACGAUGUGGAUCCGAUGUCGAGAAAGCCAGAACCAUUUUCCGGUGGAUCACGGUCAAGAAUUUGAACACGAUGCAGUUCGACGACACGGUUCGCACAGAUACACCGAUGGGUUUGCUCCGAGGCAUCAAACACGGUACGGAAAGCUACCACGUCUUGUUCAAACGCAUCUGCAGCUAUGCCGGUUUACAUUGCGUGGUUAUCAAGGGCUAUUCAAAAUCAGCCGGCUAUCAACCGGGAGUCCGCUUCGAGGACAACCGCUUCCGUAAUUCGUGGAACGCUGUCUAUGUUGCCGGAGCUUGGCGCUUCGUGCAGUGCAACUGGGGCGCCCGCCAUCUGGUCAAUGCUAAAGAAGUACCCAAACCGGGUAGCAAGAGCAAAUCCGACAGUCUUCGUUACGAGUAUGAUGAUCAUUACUUCUUAACGGAUCCGAAGGAAUUCAUCUACGAAUUUUUCCCUCUUCAAGCCGAAUGGCAACUGCUUAAAACCACCAUCACUCUCAAAGAGUUUGAAGACCUGCCUUUCGUGCGUUCCCUCUUCUUCCGUUAUGGGUUGUACUUCCCAGAUGACAACACCAAGGCAGUUAUGGUUACGGAUUCCACAGGAGCUGUUACGAUUCGAAUUGGUAUGCCGUCCAACAUGCAAGCCAGCCUCAUUUUCCAUUACAACCUCAAGUUUUACGACAAUGAUACCGACACAUUCGAAAACACCAGUCUUAAGCGUUUCGUCAUGCAGUCUGUUGUUGGAAACGUGGUGGCUUUCCGAGUGCACGCCCCUUGCAGUGGGGCUUUCCUUCUGGAUAUCUUCGCUAACGCAGUGACACCACGCGAAUACCUGACAGGCGAGCCAAUGAAAUUCAAGAGCGUUUGCAAGUUCAAGAUCGUUUGUGAGGACCUUCAGACAGUCAUGGUCCCUCUGCCGGACUGUGCUAGUGGCGAAUGGGGCCCGAUGAAGGCAACGCGCCUUUUUGGCCUGGUGCCCAUUACUCAUCAAGAUGCGCUGAUUUUUGCCGGCCGUGAACUCGAAUGCCAAUUCCGCAUGUCCCGACCGUUGACCGACUUUAUGGCUACACUACACAAAAACGGCUCGGAAGAGAAACGGCUUGCUAAAUACGCCACGCAUUAUGUCACGGACGACCUGGUCACCUUUAAGAUCAGUUUUCCCGAAGAAGGUCAAUACGGAAUGGAUAUUUAUACGCGUGAAGUCAAUUCGAUGGGGACCAGCAGCGGUAACAACGCCGAGCAGAGUAACGAGAAACAUCUGUUGACUCAUUGCUGUAAAUAUCUGAUCAAUUCUUCUAAACGCAAUCAGAUUUAGAGUUGAAUUCAACCGCUAAACAGCUUACCCAUCUCUUCCUUCUCUUCGUUCUUUCGCCUUUUGUUUGUGGUGCUAAAUUAACAAGGUAAUCAAGUAGCAACUGGUUCCUCAUCCAAUCACUUAAACAACACAGUAGCUGCACUGAUUCCUGCAAUCAUUAUUAUUUUUUUUGUUUUCGUUUUUUCCUCGAUCGGUAUUUGAAAAGAACAGAGACACUGUGAAGCCGUUUGAAAGCCGGCCUUCCAUAUGAUACCAUUCGUUUCAUUCACAUUACGUGUGGAUGACGCACAUUUUUAUGUUGAUAUUUUUAUUUCCCCUUCAUUUUGCCGGGCAAUAGGCAAGCUUCACAUCGAUGGACGUUGACGUUUGAAAACGGAGGAAAAAUGAUUUUUUUUUCUGCCUAUUUUUGUAUAUUCUUUAUAACCAAGACGCAGAUGCCUUCACAUAAUGUUAACUCCUUUUUUUUUCAAGAGUAUUUAGUCCUCUCACCUAGAAAAUUGAUGGACGUUUCAUCAUAUUACAUUCCUUGUAACGCAAAAAAACACAAAAAACAAAAACAAACCAAAAAAAAACACAAAAAAAAAUUAUUGGAAAUAUGGUUUCAGUGAUUCACUUCUAUUGUUGUAGGCAUAUUUAGAAACUAAUACGGUUUUAAUAACCUACAGUGCAUUCUGUAGAAUCGUGAAAUAAAAAACAUUCUAAAACUGUGUAAUCGCAAGUAUGGCAGUUGAUCAACUGCUGAUGACUGAAGUCCUAAUACAAAAGGAAAAAUGGUGCUUGUAAUACACUAGAAAACAACAU